Molecule: messenger RNA, 1424 nt
Organism: Athalia rosae (coleseed sawfly)
Lineage: Eukaryota; Metazoa; Arthropoda; Insecta; Hymenoptera; Athaliidae
Gene: RpS24
Product: 40S ribosomal protein S24
Exons: 4
Coding region: 90-497 (135 amino acids)
Biological process (GO): translation
Cellular component (GO): ribosome
Molecular function (GO): structural constituent of ribosome
Source: RefSeq, a predicted model, not a curated record
UUCUACCUUCUGUUUGUAUUUUGGCCACAGAAUUUGGCGCUGCUCUUUUCCGGUCAAAUCUUUUCCGUGUCGUACGACAAACUGCCAAGAUGACUGAAGGCACAGCUACGAUUCGAACUAGGAAGUUCAUGACCAACCGGCUACUAUGCCGCAAACAAAUGGUUGUGGAUGUACUUCAUCCUGGUCAACCGUCGGUGCGCAAAACAGAGGUCAGAGAAAAGUUGGCCAAGAUGUACAAAGUAACACCUGAUGUCGUGUUUGUUUUUGGUUUCCAAACAAACUUUGGAGGUGGCAAGUCCACAGGGUUUGCUCUUAUCUAUGAUACUUUGGAUUUUGCUAAGAAGUUUGAGCCUAAACAUAGGUUGGCUAGGCAUGGACUAUAUGAAAAGCAAAAGCAGACCAGGAAACAGCGUAAAGAACGUAAGAACAGAAUGAAGAAGGUACGAGGUACCAAGAAGAGCAAGGUCGGAGCUGCUGCUAAGAAGGGAAAGAAGUAGACAAAUGUCCGUCAGUUGUCUCACUGAUAGCCUCCUGAUAAAAAACAGUGGGAGUGGGUGACUCAUUUAUGAUGUUCAUACGUGGUCUGCAUGUCUUCACAACGCUGCUAUCAAUGGGAUACUAUUUCAUUUUUUAAUUCGUCGUCUUUGAUUCUACUAGCUUUUCUCAUCCUCUAUAUUUUCAUUGCAUUUCAUUUGAAAAUGUGUUUCAUAUGCUUGGCUAUCAAAAAUUAACAGGGAAACUUACUCCAUGUUUUUCACUAUAAUCAUCAUCAUCAGCUAUCUCAUGGUUAUGCAGCUAUUUUUAUGUUCUCAUUCAUGAUGCAUAAUGAACUACACUUGAAUCUUUUGAGAGCAUCAGAUACCAAGAUCUAUUGUCAUUUUUCGUUCUUGUUAUUUUGCAAAUCGUAUCACGAUAGCGUAUUUCCAGUGUUGAUAGUUCAGCUAUGUGAUCAUUAUUGUUGUCUGCCUGGUACAAUGAUUUGCAACGGGGUUGCGGAAUAUUAUUUAUUUAGAUUGAAAUAGUGACAAAUGUUUUAAUACCAACAUGAUGAGUGUUCAAAAUGUCUGACAGGAUUUGCUUAUCCUACAAUUUUCUACUAUAGAAAUCUCGAAAAAUAUGGACUUAUAAUUUCUGUGUAAUAUAAUUUAUGGAUGCUAAUGCAUGCUAAAAUCAUCUUUAGUAGCCGUUCAAGUACAUUAAUUUACUACGUGUAAAAUGUUCUUCCCCAAAAUUGAACUGCAAUGUUUCGUUUUCUUGUUCGUGUUGUUCCUUAUAUUUUGAGUAAUAAGAAGCAGUUGAUUCGUAUUGGCAAAACAAAAUCUUUUUCUCUUGCAGUAAAACCAUUGACGACACCUUAACAUGAAGACCACCACAUGUAAACAUUAUAAUAUUAAAUAAUAAAAUCCCAUCUUUGUGAUGUCAAA